Molecule: messenger RNA, 711 nt
Organism: Epithele typhae
Lineage: Eukaryota; Fungi; Basidiomycota; Agaricomycetes; Polyporales; Epitheliaceae
Exons: 6
Source: RefSeq, a predicted model, not a curated record
UACGGCCUCUCAGGCACAGUCAGAGGCCUCACGACCUGCGCCCCGACUAUCAUCCUCGCAGUGAAUGUGCUCUUGGGAGAUGCGAUCGUCUGGUGGCGCGUCUGGGUCCUCUGGCCAAACAGCCUCCUGGUCCGCGCGACAUGUCUUAUCCUCCUCUUCACCACGUUCUGUGCGUACUCUCUUCCCUUCCUCUUGCACAUAUCCCCAUCUCGCACUUUGAUCCCAGCCGCGAGUCUCUUCGACGUCAACGACUCGUCACGACCUCUGGGGCUUGCUGCCUCUGCCCUCUCGCUCGCGACCAACGUCGUCGCUACAGCGCUUAUCGGAAUUAAAGCUUGGGAGCAUCGGAAGUUCGUGUCCACAGCCACUCUCAAACGCAAGGGGCGAGUCGAGCGCGUCCUCACUCUCUUCAUCGAGUCUGGUGCCCUGUACUGUUUAUUGUGGGGAUUUGUCGUAGCGUAUCAAGUUGCGUCGGAGCAACAAUGGAAGCACGCGCCCUCAAGGUACACGGCCGUUCUCAACGGCUUCGAUUACUUCCUCAAGGGCUGCCUCAUCCCACUUGUAGGGAUUUAUCCAACCGCCAUCAUCGUCCUCGUCGCGCUCAACAAGUCGCACUUCGUCGGCUCGACGCUGGAGAUGACAGCGGUGAUGACCACGGUCGUCUUCCAAAACCCGGAGACGACCAUGAACUCGAUGGGAUACAGCUCGAUG